Messenger RNA from Diorhabda carinulata, 2524 nucleotides. RefSeq names its product LMBR1 domain-containing protein 2 homolog. Gene Ontology annotation, cellular component: membrane. The transcript is spliced from 10 exons. The coding region runs from base 323 to 2410 and encodes 695 amino acids. The record is from RefSeq and is a predicted model, not a curated record. NCBI's taxonomy places the organism in Eukaryota, Metazoa, Arthropoda, Insecta, Coleoptera, Chrysomelidae.
UGUAAUGUCAAAAGAGAGAGAUAAUAAAUGGUUAAUCGAUAAUGUUAGAUUGAUUAACGAUUUUUCAAAAAUUACGUUUUAGAACAAGAAAAUUCAUAAAAUGGACUUCUUCAAUUAGAGUUCACUAUGUCUUCGGAGCCCAUUCAGUUAAAACCAGUUUUGAAAAAACAUGGGCAAGUGAUAAUAGAAGAUACACCAUCCCUUAUGUUUUGCAAACCUAAGUUAAUACCACUGAAAAGUUUUACUUUGGAAAAAUUAGAAAAAACACAACAAGAAGCGCAAAAAGCUCGAGAAAAAGACCCAAAAGAGUAAAUGUUAAACCAUGAGCUACUCACCGUUAAUAUCUACGAUAAUAUUGUCGUUUCUAUUGGCAUCUACACUGUUAUAUCGUUACGGGAAUUGGUUCAGACAUCGCAUAUUCGUAACGUUAAUUGUGUUAUUAGCUUGGUAUUGUAGUUUCUUGAUUAUAUUCGUAUUACCACUUGAUGUGAUAUCUACAGUAUAUCGACAAUGUAAAGAAGAGAGGAUAAAUAAUAUAACAGAAAUACAAAAUUCGUCGUUAAUAUUUAAUAAUGGUUUCAAUAAUGCUUGUGAACCACCAUGGACUAAUUUACCAGAAAGAGUUUUUACUAAUUUGUGGCAUACUGUCUAUUGGAGCACACAAUUAUUAACAUGGUUGGUUAUGCCAAUUAUGCAAUCUUAUAUUAAAGCUGGGGAUUUUUCAGUACGUGGGAAAUUAAAAUCAGCUCUAAUAGAUAACGCUAUAUAUUAUGGAUCAUAUCUAUUAAUUUGUGGGGUGUUAUUAGUGUAUUUAGCACUUAAACCAGGUAUUGACUUAGAUUGGUCUAAAUUAAAAGCGAUAGCAUCUUCAGCUAGUAAUACUUGGGGUUUAUUCUUACUUGUGUUAUUAUUAGGAUACGCUUUAGUAGAAGUACCAAGAAAACUUUGGAAUAAGUCUAAUCAUAGUUUGAUAUUGACAGAAUCGUAUUUUAAAGUAGCGAAAUUGAGUUCUGAUAGAUGCGAAGCUGAAGAAACCGUCGAUGAUGUUUUAGAGUCUUUGCAAGCGGUAUCUUUGGUUGUGAGACCUGGUCAUCCGUUUUACGUAUAUUUGGAAACAAUUUUACAAAAAGUCCCUGUAGAAUUACAGGAUAGAAUGAAGAGAAGGCAGUUGCCGGAUGAUACGCCUACAGAUAUACCAAGUGAAAAAGCGCUUAUUCGACUUCACAAACAAUCUAUAAAAUCUUUACAAGUUUUACAACGUACCGAAACCCAAUGGAAUUUGAUGGUUGAAAAAAUUUUCGAAUUGGAAGAUACUUUAAAAAAUCAAAUAUCCCGAGAAAGGGUAUUUAAAAGAACGUUCGAAAGGCGACAUAAUUGGUUUAGAAAAUAUAUUUAUACAUCGAAAAUUGAAUGGUAUUGGAGGUGUCUUUUAUAUUGUUAUACCCAGAAGGUUUUAGCUAUUUUAGCCGGUCUAUUAUCAAUAUGUGUAGUAUGGUCGGAAGUGACUUUUUUUAACGUCUACCCUCCUCUAUCAAUUUUUGCAGUAGUUGUGAAUGUUGCUAAAAGGAAUUACGACUAUUUCACCAUUGAGGUUUUUUCGACUAUAAUAAUUUUGUACUUAUGCUACUGUGCUUUUUCUACUGUACUUAAAAUCAAAGUUCUCAAUUUAUAUUACCUUGCCCCACAUCAUCAAACAAAUGAAUACAGUUUGAUAUUUUCUGGUAUGAUGUUAAGUCGAUUAACUCCACCGCUUUGCCUAAACUUCCUCGGUCUAAUCCAUAUGGAUAGCCACGUGAUAAAAAGUCAAAUUAUGGAGACAUCUUACACGCAGAUUAUGGGUCAUAUGGAUGUCAUUGGUAUAAUAUCUCAUGGUUUCAAUAUCUAUUUCCCCAUGGCUAUACUCCUAUUCUGCUUAGCAACUUACUUUAGCUUAGGAUCCAGGCUUCUAUCAAUGAUCGGUUUCCAUCAAUUCAUCGGUGAUGAUGAAAUGACUACAGAUUUAGUUGAAGAGGGUAGAGAAUUAAUAAAAAGAGAAAAACGUAAGAGACAAAGAUUAGAAGAAUCGUUUAAUUCAAAGAGAGAUUACCUUGAAAGAUUCCCUACUGCAGGUAGAUUCAGGCAAUCGAGGAAUGGUAAUGAAUCAACACGUCAAACUGAGGAAGUGGAAACCAAUCGUUCAAUCCUAAAAGAUGCCCACGCCUUAAAUUCCUAUAACGGUACUAGAUUUACAUCAGAACUAGAUACGAGGUUGCUACCGAAUGAAGAAGAUAUAGAUGAACGUUUCGGUGCUAGUACCAGUAUCAAUAAAAGGGAAUCCAAUGAGUUGGAACCCAGAUUUUCUGAUCAGAUAGAUGCUUUUUAUAGGAACAGAGUGGGUAAACCCCCGAGGGGUAUUUUCGAUGAUGUUUAAUAAAAAUAAUUAUGGUUUUAUAGAUAGAAUUGUUACCAAAACUGUUGUCUUAGUGCAAGUAAAUGUUAACACAUUUAACUUAUUUACACCUAAAAUAAAAUUGAUUAAAUUGUU